AUUCAUCUACAUAUUCCACCAUACAUAUUAUAACCACAAUAUAAUAUAUUACAUAAAAUAAAAUGAACGUCCUCCUCCUAGGCGGCCACGGCAAGAUCGCCCUCCGCCUCAUCCCCCUCCUCCUCGCCCGCUCCUGGUCCGUCACGGCAGUCAUCCGCAACCCAGAGCACAAGCCGGAUAUCCUCUCCCUGGCCAACAACCACCCAGGAAAGCUGUCCGUCCUGCUCUCCAGUCUGGACGAAGUUCGCUCCGACGCCGACGCCAAGCGUAUCCUCGACGCCGCUAACCCGGAUUAUGUUGUUUGGGCUGCUGGCGCAGGAGGCAAAGGCGGCCCAGCCCGCACCCAAGCCAUCGACAGCGACGCCGCAAAACACAUCCUAGCCGCCUCCUUUGCCUCGGCCCGGGUGUCCAAGAUCCUCCUCAUCUCCUGGAUCGGCAGCCGACGCGCCCAGCCAUCGUGGAUGUCCGACGCCGACUGGGCGCGCAUCCAGGACGUCUUCCACCGCGUGCUGCCUGCCUACGCGCAGGCGAAGCUCGAAGCCGACGAGUACAUGACUGCGCUGGCGGCGCGACGCGCGAAGGAUGUUGCUGCUGGGAAGGCUAAGCCGCUGCAGGCGAUUAAUUUGAGGCCGGGGACGUUGACGGAUGAGGAGGCGACGCGGAAGGUGGAUUUGGGGAGGACGAGCAGGGGGUAUGGGACUGUGUCGAGGGAGGAUGUUGCGAUCGUGGCGGAUUUGUUGCUGGCGAGGGGAGAUACGGAGGGUUGGGUGGAUUUGUUGGCGGGGGAGGAGGAUGUGGAGGGGGCUGUUGAGAGGGUUGCGCGGGGUGGGGUUGAUGCUGUUGAGGGGGAGGAUGUGGAGGGGAUGGUGAGGAGGUUUGGGUUGUAG
Molecule: messenger RNA, 887 nt
Organism: Aspergillus campestris IBT 28561
Lineage: Eukaryota; Fungi; Ascomycota; Eurotiomycetes; Eurotiales; Aspergillaceae
Exons: 2
Coding region: 63-887 (274 amino acids)
Source: RefSeq, a predicted model, not a curated record